UGGGAUCUGCAUAUAAAGGACAAGUUCCCUGGACCGGCCAUCACUUCUACGGCACCAUGAUCCCAGCAGUGGACUGAGCACCACCCGGGUCUUCGAUGCUCCAUUCAUGCCACCUUCCAGCUUUGCUGCGUGACUGCUUAAGCCACUCGUGGGAUGCUGUGAGCUCUGCUUUUGCAAGAGCCACUUUCUCUCCCUGCACCGGCCUCGCUCGGUCUGUAUCCGGCAGGAGGCACGCCAGCCGCUUGGAUGAUCUGAUUCCUUUCCUGCCCUAAAUUACUCCUGCCCAGAUGCAGUGGAUACUUUUCAUGUUGCUGUUAUUCAUCAACUCCAUGGAAAUGCGCAUGCAGAACAGAAGGAAGAAACAAGCGAGCGCUGGCUUAUUUGAGAACUGCACGGGCUGCGUCAUGUGCUCGGAGGAUAACGGGUGCAUUGCCUGCCAGCAGCGUCUCUUCCUGCUGAUCUGGAGGGAUGGAAUCCGCCAGUAUGGGGCAUGCGUCCAUGCCUGCCCACCUGGCUACUUUGGGCUGCGAGGCCAAGAGGUCAACAGAUGCACAAAGUGCAGGUCGCCGAGCUGCGAGAGCUGCUUCAGCAAAGAUUUCUGCAUGAAAUGCAAAGAGAAAUUUUAUUUGCACAAAGGGAAGUGUUUCAGCACGUGCCCGCCGAACACCACGGCCCAGGCCAGCACCAGGGAGUGCCAGGAGAUGUGUGAGAUGGGACCCUGGAGCGAAUGGAGCCUCUGCAGCAAUGAGGGGAGAACAUGCGGCUGCAAGUGGGGAUCGAAGAUCAGGACACGCGAAGUCAUCAGGAGCACCAGAGAGGAGGUGGUGCCCUGCCCGGCCCUGCUGGAAUCCAGGAAGUGUAGAAUGAGGAAGCAUUGCCCUGGAGAGAAACCCGAGACCAUCAAGAAAAUGAAAAGGGAAAAGAAACAAAAGAAGCAGAAGGUAGAUUCCCUGGCAUGCACCUAACCAGCAUCCUCCCAGGUGGGACUCCGGGAGGCAGCACUGGGGGCGGCCCCAUGGGAGCACCGUGGGGCACAAAGGAGAUCUUCACCCUGAGGUCUCAGCAACAUUUUCUUCUCUGUGUUCGUUUUUCCACCUUUUCCAGCCAGAGAAUAUUGCACAAUUCCCUCCACCACACACACACACACCCCUACGUGCUUCUUUUGAGGCCGUUUACGGCCUGUGGAACAUUUCCUCUUGCAGCCCGCUGGAGAAAGCAAAGCUCUGUUUUCUCCCCUACCCUGAUGCACUCUCACAGUUCAGCUCCUUCUCUGGUGAAACCAGAGCCAGCUGCCUUAGGGAGCCAGUGACAGCGAGCGAGAAAAUGCCGCUGGCUGGGCCGUGGUGGGUUUGCACCCCUGCUCAGCUACCUGCCCAGCAGGAAGAGUUACGGAACGGCGCCGAGCUGGGCCUGCACCACCACGG
Gopherus flavomarginatus (Mexican gopher tortoise) is the source of this 1424-nucleotide messenger RNA. It is a transcript of the gene RSPO4, whose product is annotated as R-spondin 4. The transcript has 5 exons. NCBI's taxonomy places the organism in Eukaryota, Metazoa, Chordata, Testudines, Testudinidae. The record is from RefSeq and is a predicted model, not a curated record. Bases 288 to 965 code for a protein of 225 amino acids.